Emericellopsis cladophorae is the source of this 1506-nucleotide messenger RNA. Its product is annotated as Tether containing UBX domain for-like protein. The record is from RefSeq and is a predicted model, not a curated record. The transcript has a single exon. NCBI's taxonomy places the organism in Eukaryota, Fungi, Ascomycota, Sordariomycetes, Hypocreales, Bionectriaceae. Bases 1 to 1506 code for a protein of 501 amino acids.
AUGUCCUCACACGUCGUGGUCAUUGGACCAGGCGCAAGGCGCGCAACAGUCAAGGUAUCGCCGGGCACCUACUUAUCCGACGUCCUGCAGCAGGCGUGCAAGAGCCUCAACCUUCCGAGCGACAAGUAUGUUGCCAAACACAAGGCGAAACAGGUCGAUCUAUCUGUGCCCUUCCGCACCUCUGGCCUCAGCCCUGGGGCCAAACUCGACCUCGUCCUCAAGUCCAACACGCCCUCAGCCAUCCAAGUCGCCCUGCAGCUACCACAGCCCGAAGCCAAGGAUAUCCCCGGCGGUCGGUUAAUAAGGAAGUUUCCCAGUGACUUGACGCUAUGGCAACUCCUACGGCAGUUUGAAAGCGGCGAUGCGAGUGCAGGGAGGAAUAUCAAUAUCACUGCUCGGGGCGUGGCCCAGAUGUCCAACGAGACGGCGACCGCAGGGAGUGGACAGCUAUGCUACGAGACCCCGGUGUUGAACAUUAUGGGAAGGGAGCUGUCAACCUUGGACGAUUUUCAAAAGACGCUCUCGCAACUUGGAUAUAACUCGGGAAGUGUCCUCAUACGACUUACCUACAAAGUAACAGAUCAAACGCUGUACGACACGUUGGAACGCAUUGGACAGUACUUCAAGGAUGUGGAGGAUACGUUACCCAAGCCAACUUCUGCGACAGCGGCAGCAGACACCCCCUCGGUCGAGGCGCCUACAUCAGUACAGACAGUCGAUUCUCCGAUGCCGGACGUUGCGCCCACCAGCCAGGAGCCCAAGCCAACAGCUCCUGAAACGGCGCCAGCGCCGUCCAAGGAAUCGGACGCCAUCGAUGUGCCAGAUCUUGCGUCAAAGGACCCAUUUCAGCCUUCCCAUGUGUAUUUGGCACCGUCAAGCGAUGUCCCGGCUGCCGCCAAGGCACCAGUGCGCGAGGUGGAUUACACGCCGACAAUCGCGCAUGCUCAGUUACACCAAGCUCGUCUACAGGAAAACUCCAGGAACAAGCGUUUGUUGUCAGACAAGGAACUCGAAGAAAAGGCGGCGGCCGAAGAAGCCAAGUUCGCCGCUGUCAAAACUGUCAGUGUCAAGGUCCGUUUCCCAGACAACACCAGCAGUGAAUGGGUGGUUGGUCACGGGGAGACGGGCGGCUUUAUGUAUGAGGCUGUCAGGCAUGUCAUGGCGGACCAGAGCCAGCCUUUCAAGCUCAUCAUCUCGGGUGGACGGACGGUGAUCAGGGAUGACAGCAGCGCGAGCAACAGCCUUAUCAGAGCGUACAAACUGACUGGCAGGACGCUAGUCAACUUGAUCUGGGACGACAGCGUAUCCGCCGAGGUGCGGAAGAAGCCCUUCCUCAAAUCCAGCGUGGCAAGUCAAGGCGAGUCCGUCAAGAUUCCCGAGGUACCUGAUGUAGAGGAGGAAGAACCUGAGGCAGCACAAUUUGUCGAGCCCAAGAGGGAAGAGAAGAGCAAAGGCGAUGGCCUGGGCAAGAAGAUGCCCAAAUGGCUCAAGAUGGGCAAGAAGUAA